AAUAUUACUUUACAUAGACCCUAAGCCAUGGCUAGAGAACGGGUUCAGAAGAAGUCUUUCCAGCAGAGUCUGGAGGACAUCAAGGAGAAGAUGAAGGAGAAAAGGAGUAAACGGCUGGCCAGUGCUGCAAAUCCGGGCAUGAGACGAUCAAGAAUGAUGAACAAAAAUACUGGGCCUAAUUCUACACACAGCAUCUUAAAGGGUGCACAGCUGAACAACAAAGCGCUGGCUGUGGCCCUUCAAGCUGAAAAGGAGAAAGUGAGGCAGGCCAAUGCUGUGAUCCUGCAGCUAAAGAGGGAGCAACAAGCCCUGUUCCUUCACCUGCUACUCCUGAAGAGGAAGCUGAAAGAGCAGGAAGCUCUGGCAGCUAGUGCUUCAAUGACUAAACCUGCAGACAUUCACGUGGAAACUCAGCACCAUCCUCAUUCAGCGAGGAGCAGCCAGAAACUUGAGGAGCCCUUUCUGAGUAAAGCUUCACCAAUUUGUGAAGAUCCUCCAACCUCUAGAAGGAAUGAACAGUAUUGUGACAAAGAGAUUACCUUACCAUCCACAGUUGGUGUGAGACGCAGACACACAGACGGAAAAAGCAGGCGAAGAUCUGAGCGCCUUAGACGUUCAAGCUUGUUAAGUGAAGGAGACCCGUUUGCAGACUUUGGUGCUAUACUUUCAAGUCCUAUUCACAGUGACAGUAGAGAUCUGCAUCCAAACCAACAAGGAGCAGAGCCAGAAGCAGUAGAUCUCAGCAACACUGAGGAAAUGCGUCACUCCACUCCUGAGCAUGUUCCUCCCAAAAAGUCAAAGCAGCCAACCAGGAAGCAAGCCCAACAGCAGCAGCAGCCUUGCUCCAAACUAGAACCAGCGUCGCAGAAACCUGACAGAGGCCGCAAACCAGACCGUGCCCAAUUAAAGAAACCAUGGGAGAAUACCAAACCCAGAGCUCGCUCUAACAGUCGGGACCGUUCAGCCACACGGGCCAAAACAGCACCACCAGCACAUAGUAAUAAGCUUAACACAUCACUCGGCUUUAACGACACGUUUGAUUUUGACUGUGAGGAGGCUAUCCACGUCACACCGUUUAAGGCCAAAGCAGAGAACAGUCAACCAGCCACACCCAUAAACAAGGAGGCUCAAACCGAAGCAGCAUGUGCAGCUUCCAAACAAAGUGAAACCAGCUCAUCCUCUCCGUCCUCAGACUCGGACGACAGCCUUUAUGUCCCUAAGAAAACAAAAGGGAGACCGAUUUCUCCUGACAAGAUCAGAGGGAUCACCACUCGUAGACGCCAGUCCUCAAACGCUGUCCCACGGAAAAUAAAUGACGUCCCUCCAAGUCGAGGGUUCUUUGUUUUUGUUGAUGAGGAGGAGUCAGUUUUCAAAGAGGCAGACUCUGACUCUAAUGAAGCUAAUUGUCCUCACUUGCCUGAUUCUACUCUUGCUAACGUCUCUGCUAGAGAUGAAAAUUCCCAAAGGCCUCCCAGUGAGCAGAUGGACCGUUUGCUUCCUGUCAGUCCACUUGUUGAGGCUGAGAUGACGAGAAUAAACAACGUCCUGUCCAAUUUUAGAGACAACUCGUGCGAAGCCUCUUCUCUGUUGCCUCACCAAAAACCACAGAGACUCAAAACGAGCCAGAAACGUGGGGGUGGUAUAAGGACAGAGGGGCAGGGCUUAAGACUGUGCGAUGUUACCAAUCUGCAACCUGCACCCUUCCUUAACUUCUGUGGCGGCUCACGUCUCUCAGAUGCUCGAUGCGCCACGCCUGUUCCUGGUCGCAAGCGGCGCUGCACCACGUCAGUCGACUACAAGGAACCUUCCUUAAACGCGAAACUUCGCCGUGGCGACAAAUUCACAGACCUGCAGUUUCUCAACUCUCCUGUUUUCAAGCAGAAGUCUGAUAGGAGGUCUGCGCGGAAAUCUGCGCGCAGCCAGCAGUCACUUGAGAAAUACAACGAGUCUUUUGUUGGAUGUCGCUAAAAGUUGCUUUGUAGUGACUUGUUGGAU
Messenger RNA from Nematolebias whitei (Rio pearlfish), 1995 nucleotides. RefSeq names its product shugoshin 1 (gene sgo1). The record is from RefSeq and is a predicted model, not a curated record. Gene Ontology annotation, biological process: meiotic chromosome segregation. Lineage: Eukaryota; Metazoa; Chordata; Actinopteri; Cyprinodontiformes; Rivulidae. Gene Ontology annotation, cellular component: nucleus; chromosome, centromeric region. The coding region runs from base 28 to 1968 and encodes 646 amino acids. The transcript has 9 exons.